UCGUGACACAAACGGAACGUGCACGGACCAUGUAACAGCACAGCAAAUGUUCAGUUUAGAUAGUGACUUGUUACAUAUAGUAAAGUAUUUGUAUUUAUUGAAGGAAUAUAUGUAGCCGGUAGGCAGGUAGACAGUGGCCCGUGCUCAUGUUUAUUUAUAACUUAUGCAUAAUUUGUCAUUUAAAAAGCUUUAAUCUAUAGACAAUGUUACACAGGACCCUAAUUAUUUAGUCAACACUCAGCACUGUGUGUUUGGAAUCUUAACGUCUCACAAAAGGCUGCCAUUUUAUUUUGAAAUUAGAAUUUAGAAUUGGAGUUGGAAUUUAGCAUUGGAAUUGUAAUCGUGUGUAUAUCAUCGAGACACGAGGACAACUACUCCAGAUUUAAAACACGUUAAAGAAGACGUUAAGCUCUAACGUGCAGACAUGCAGUCUAUAAUGAAACUGUGUUGUGCAAAAGAUGUGGUUCACGAGAACACAUUAACAAAGGAAAAGACUUCUAGCUUGAAGACAGCGAUGACAGAUCAGGGCUCACAGACAUAUCAGGGCUUACAGACAGAUCUGGACGUACAGACAGAUCAGGGCUCACAGACAUAUCAGGGCUUACAGACAGAUCUGGACGUACAGACAGAUCAGGACUCACAGACAUAUCAGGGCUUACAGACAGAUCUGGACGUACAGACAGAUCUGGACUUACAGACAGAUCUGGGCUUACAGACAGAGCCGGGCUUACAGACAGAUCCGGGUUUACAGACAGAUUUCGGCUUACAGACAGAUCUGGGCUUACAGACAGAUCCGGGCUUACAGACAGAUCCGGGUUUACAGACAGAUUUUGGCUUACAGACAGAUCUGGGCUUACAGACAGAUUCGGGCUUACAGACAGAUUUCGGCUUACAGACAGAUCCGGGCUUACAGACAGAUUUCGGUUUACAGACAGAUCAGUGCUUACAGACAGAUCCGGGCUUACAGACAGAUUUCGGCUUACAGACAGAUCUGGGCUUACAGACAGAUUUCGGCUUACAGACAGAUCUGGUCUUACAGACAGAUCUGGGCUUACAGACAGAUCUGUACUUACAGACAGAUCAGUGCUUACAGACAGAUCUGGGCUUACAGACAGAUCAGUGCUUACAGACAGAUCAGUGCUUACAGACAGAUCUGGGCUUACAGACAUAUCCGGGCUUACAGACAGAUCAGUGCUUACAGACAGAUCUGGGCUUACAGACAUAUCCGGGCUUACAGACAGAUCAGUGCUUACAGACAGAUCAGUACUUACUGAAACCCUGGGUGAAAGCUACACGCCACCGAACGCGCCGUCCAAAGGCAUCCACUCUUCGGGGUGCUCCUCCUACAGCUUCCACAAAAGCUCUACCUGGAAAAACAGAGGAGCUCCUAGAGCAGCUUGAAGUACAGAAGGAUAACACUUCUGGAAAUGUUCAGGUGGAGCACCUCCCCGAGCUCCAGGCUCCUGCUCCACCCACUGUCCCCAGAAGAGAUUCAGAAGCAGAUUCAGAAGUAGAGCCAGGACCCAGUUGUAUGCCUAUGCAGGAGAUUGAUGCUCUCACUGUGGAAGACACAGGACAAAUGUUGCUGCCAGCCCCGGAGGAGAGUCUAGAGAGUAUAACGGCUCAUCAGCCCGACAUCAACAUACCAUGCGGGUCUCGGCGGGUGACUAGGUCUGCGAAGAGAUUUGGUUCGCCACAAGUUGUCCACUUACCUCCGGUGAAAACUACACGCCGUUUGGCCUCGACCUUUGGGAGCACACCUAACCCUCAUUUUAGAGACAAUCAUCGACGCUCUGAAUACGAGGACAGCUACGGUCCUAAGAGACGCACCAGAAAUUUCAGCCUUGCUCUGUACCGACAGCAAAAAGGAACACUUUAAAAAGCAGGUCUCCGGGCGGCAAAUGUAAAUUAAAAAAUAAAAUAAAUAAAUAAUUAAAAAAAGAGUCAUUCAUGACGCUUGUUCAGGACCACAACGUCAGUAUUCACCUUUUUACUUUUGCCGCCCAAUUCUCCAUGGAUGUGUGAGUAUGAGAAUAACUGCACAUUCUUUGGCUUCAUCACAUCAGGAUAGCCAAUCUAUUUUCAGAGAAGUACUCACAUAAAACACCAGCACUUCUAAUGGCUGACAAAAUUGCAUAAAGGAAAAUUCCCGGAUUACUUAUAAUACCCACAGGCUUUCACAGGAAGAUUUAAGAAAUGGCAGAGGACAGUCUUCUUACCGAUAGAUGGCAUCUUUGAGCUAACAAAGCCCGCCUUCAAGUUGUUAUUCUUUCUGAAAUCCGCUUUUUACGUCUCCUCAGGAAAAAGAAGUUUUGCCAAACCCAGAACUAGCCAGACGAAGUAGAUUUUAUGGCAGGUUUACCCCAAGAGCCAGCUUGAGGACACUGACAGGAAACCCCUCGACAAAAACCCCCAGCAAAAUAGUUCUUUUAAAAAAAUGAACAAAUAAAAUAAAUGUGACAGUA
This is a messenger RNA of Ictalurus furcatus (blue catfish), 2465 nucleotides long. RefSeq lists its product as uncharacterized. The coding region runs from base 425 to 1879 and encodes 484 amino acids. NCBI's taxonomy places the organism in Eukaryota, Metazoa, Chordata, Actinopteri, Siluriformes, Ictaluridae. The transcript has 8 exons. The record is from RefSeq and is a predicted model, not a curated record.